Molecule: messenger RNA, 1888 nt
Organism: Engraulis encrasicolus (European anchovy)
Lineage: Eukaryota; Metazoa; Chordata; Actinopteri; Clupeiformes; Engraulidae
Product: zinc finger protein 180-like
Exons: 2
Coding region: 182-1177 (331 amino acids)
Biological process (GO): positive regulation of reciprocal meiotic recombination; regulation of gene expression
Cellular component (GO): nucleus
Molecular function (GO): histone H3K4 methyltransferase activity; recombination hotspot binding; histone H3K36 methyltransferase activity
Source: RefSeq, a predicted model, not a curated record
CUCCACCUCUAGUGGACAAGAGAUAAAGCUCCUGGCUCUACAGUCAAAAGACAGAAUGGAAGGAGAGUCUUGGAUAUACCAAAAUGAUUCAAACAGUGUUCCUGUUGGUUACAAUGUUAGUGUAAAAACUACCAUAAGAUCGGUGAAUGAGAAUCUUCAAAGUCUUUCAUCUUGAUUCGUCAUGUCUGUGAAGGAGAUUAAAGAAGAGGGGGACAUUUAUGAUUUUCUUCCAGUCAAGAACAGAGAUAAUGCUACGCCAUCCUGCAAGGAGGAAGUGUGUUUGCCACAUGGAAUUCAGGGGGAAGAAGAUUUGGGCAUGUCUUUGAAGGUGAUUCCAAAGGAAGAAUUUGAUUCUUUCCUUGAAGAGUUUGGAGAGUCACAUGGGAAACAGGAACAAGACGUCUAUGGCUUGCCAUAUGUAAAUGGAGAACAAGACGUUUAUGGCUUGCCAUAUGCAAAUGGAGAUGAUGUAUCUACUGCAGGUGAACGCCAUGAUGGUGAAAAUCCAUACCAGCAUACCAUUUGUGGAAAGACCUCUACAAAACCAAAUCAUCCAGUAACGCACCCUAGAUCCAGCAAGCCAGAGGGUGCAUGGCAGUGCAGGCUUUGUGGAAAGGACUUUGUGAACAAAUAUGUUCUAAGAAUUCAUCAGAGAAUCCAUACUGGGGAAAACCCUUACCAGUGUGGUACAUGUGGAAAGGCCCAUACAACUCGACAUCAUCUUGAACAACAUCAGAUAACCCAUACUGGGGAAAAACCUUACCAGUGUACUACAUGUGGCAAGGACUUUACAAGUCAAUAUGGUCUUGUUAACCACCAGAGAAUCCAUACUGGGGAAAAACCUCAUAAGUGUUCCACAUGCGAAAAGGGAUUUACUCAAAAAUGUCAACUUGUACAGCAUGAAAGAACUCAUACUGGGGUAAAACCUUACCAUUGCACUACAUGUGGAAAGGCCUUUACGUGUCAAAGUAAUCUUGUGAGACAUCAGAGAACCCAUGCUGGAGAAAAACCUUUUCUGUGUCCUACAUGUGGAAAGGGCUUUACUAGUAAAGAUUAUCUUGCAACACAUCAGAGAAUCCAUACUGGGGAAAAGCCUUACCAUUGUAGUACAUGUGGAAAGGGCUUUACAUGUAGCAGUGGUCUUGUAAAACACAAGAGAAUUCAUGCAAAAAUGUAAAAGGGUUUUUUAGUGUUUGAUGCAUUCAUAUUGCCACUUUGGCAUUUUAUAUGUUGACAAUAUUUUAACAUGUAUCGCUCAUUCAUGUUAUUUGUAACUCAAUUAUGUAGCCAUGUUUAGUAUACAUUAUAUGUUAUUACACUUCUGGGAGAAUGUCACAGAGUCCUUGAGGUGUGACAAGAAGGCAUGUAUUUGACAACCAUUACUUUCAAACGAUCUAUUCAUGAAUGUGCAUUAUAAAGUUCUUGCAUCUGGAAUGUUUGCUCAGAGUGUAGUUUACAGUCACGUUACAAUAAUUUAGGUAUUGCAUAUAUUUUGGAAUUGUAUUUUGCUUCUUGAGUCUGUCAAUAAUAUUAUGGAUUUUAAUACUGGAUUUCUGAAAAAAUAUUGGACUUUUAAAUAUUUCUUGCAGGGCUAAAGGGGAUGUCUCUGUUUAAUAUCCAUCUUCUUAGAUUGGGAAGUUACAUCUCCUGAAUUGCCGCAAUCUGCCGCUGCCACAGAACAUGUUAACUUGCAAAGACAGCACGCACAAACACAAUAGGCGGUCGACGUCGGUGUGUUUUCUUACUUGUAUGAUGCCAUCUUGUAAAUUCAGGUUGACUAGAAGAUAAUCUUGCUAUGGGGCUAGCACCCACAGCAUUUGGCAUUUGAAUUUGGAUACAUAACCACUUCCAAAGAAAUACUGGAAAGAAAAGCACCUAUAUUAUGGAA